Messenger RNA from Parnassius apollo (apollo), 1416 nucleotides. Lineage: Eukaryota; Metazoa; Arthropoda; Insecta; Lepidoptera; Papilionidae. The record is from the annotation of a GenBank genome assembly.
AUGCCGUUCAAAGUUGUUCAAACCUUGGAGGGAAAGAAAUAUAAAUUAUUUACUAUUCCAUCGGGUUGGGAAUCUAACAAUAUUCUCAGAUAUCCAAAUAAAUGCAUAUCAAAGUAUUUAAAAGAUGAAAAUUCAACACCAACGCUAGACUGGGACGUAAUAAAAUGUAAAGUAAAACGGACCGAUGUAUUAAGCUACGAAAACGGAGAAAAGCUUGUAUCUGAAAUGCUGAAGCACAGUGAUACGGAGGACGAUGUCGAUAAUUAUACGCAGCGGCGACGUUCACAUAACAAAUCUUUAAAUCUGAAUCCAAUAGCACAAGAUAUGAUGGGCAAUGUUGUUUUGACUAACCGUAACACAGACAUAGCGUCAUCGUCCGCUGACUUGCCGAUUGAAUUAAACUAUAACUUAGUUUAUACCGAGGAUAUUCAAGCAAAUUCAACAAAUACAUCUCAAGUCUUUUCAAAUGAUACUACACCUUUAGUACAGGAUUCAGUAAGCUUUGACAUCAGUAAAAUGUUUGAGAACCAAAAACAAAUAUUAGAUAACCAAGCAACUAUUCUAAGCCAAAUUUAUCAAAAUCGACAGCAGCAACUGGAUAAUAACUCGGCAAUUAUCGCCCAGAUUCAGUCUCUAAAAAAUGUGCAAAAUAGUUUCAUUCAAAAGGUGUCUGCUUUGUCUGUGCAAAUGGAAGACGCAGUAUUUCAAAUAACUUCAUCGUAUAAUCAAGACGUGCAAACUUUAAAUAGCAGCAAAGGCCAUGUUGAAAAUAUUCCAAUAUAUGAAAAGCCAGUUGACAGCGCCCAGGAGUUAGAUGAACUCGAAAAUCAGUUAUCGGACCCAAACAAUAGAGACUGUUUGAAAAAUAGAUAUUCUAUACUUUGUUCUGGAGGUAAAGCUAUAGACUGUGCUUAUAUGCUUGUUGAUGUUAUGUUUACAAGGAAAUUUAUUUGUGAGUGCUCAUGGAGUGGGGGCAGCAGAGGUGAAGAUUUGAAAAUUCCUUUAAAAGGUUAUAAACAUGUCUUGUCUUUUUUCUGGAAUAUGGUGCACUAUUGGGAUCAGGAAUAUUCUUUAAAAGAUAAUGAAUUAUUUUUCAAAACGAUUUUGAAAAAUGCCAAAAAAAGAAAAAUUGCAAAACUUGAAAGAGCUUCAACAUCAAGGCAACGUUCGAAACCCAAAAAUAAUUUGAAACGUAUGAAGUUUUCAGAAGAAAAUGAGACAAAUGUAACUUCUGAUAACGGUGAAAGUGAGAAUGAGAUAAACGAAGAAGAAAACACGAUAAAUAAGAAGAAAAGAAAUGAUUCAGUAGAAGAACACACAAAGGAAAAUAAAGAAGGCGAUGUUAUAAAAAAUAUCUCAAAAGACAUCGCCAAAUAUAAUAGUAACGUUAUAAUUGGAAAGGAGACAAGUGUCUGA